Molecule: messenger RNA, 1350 nt
Organism: Thamnophis sirtalis
Lineage: Eukaryota; Metazoa; Chordata; Lepidosauria; Squamata; Natricidae
Gene: CYB561A3
Product: cytochrome b561 family member A3
Cellular component (GO): lysosomal membrane
Molecular function (GO): oxidoreductase activity
Source: RefSeq, a predicted model, not a curated record
GAAGGGGCUGUUGAGGACUGGAACUACUUUUCCCGACUCUCUCUGCGAUUUAGGCGGAAGCGAGGUGUGCUUCUAGGUAGCAUUGAGAUGCCUACAAUUCCAUUUCUACCAUAUUCAAUCCUUAUGGGAAAUCUGGGCAUCCUGUGUUUGGGGCUUACAAUAUAUUGGAGUCAGCACUGGCUUGGCGGCUUGGCCUGGGAUGGUUCUCGUAAGAUGUUUAAUUGGCACCCAGUUCUCAUGGUGACAGGCAUGAUGGUCUUAUAUGGUACAGCAGCACUGGUGUACCGUUUGCCCUUUUCCCAAAUGGGUUCCAAGCUUCCUUGGAAGAUGCUGCAUGCAAUCCUUGCUUUGAUAGCAUUUAUCUCUGCCAUUCUGGGAUUGGAGGCUGUCUUCAAGUUUCACAAUGUGCAGAAGAUCCCCAACAUGUACUCACUACACAGCUGGCUUGGGCUCUCUGCUGUGCUACUUUUCUCAUGCCAGUGGUUAGUGGGGUUUGCUUCUUUUUUGUGGCCUUGGACGCCCAUCUGGUUCCGAGCAAUCUACAAACCUGUCCAUGUUUUCUUUGGUUCUGUCAUCCUUGGCUUGGCUACUGCAUCCUGCAUCUCAGGCAUUAAUGAAAAGUUAUUCAUGAGAGGAAAAAAUUCAACAUCGUAUUCCAAGCUUCCUGCAGAGGCUUGGUUUGCCAACGUUCUGGGAAUGCUGAUUUUGGUGUUUGGAGUGUUAGUGUUGCUGGGUCUUGCCAUACCAGAAUGGAAACGUCCAGAUGUGAAUUCACAAGACUUUAGACAGCCUCUAUUACAAGAUGCCAGAUGAAGAAUUAAAGAGCAGCUGUGUGGUGCUACCAGUAAAGGGUUUGUUCAUUAAAACUUGAAGCCUUGCUUGCUGCUUCUCGUCAUGAGUACAGCAGCUCACACCAUGAACUGAUUCAGUUAAGAGAAGGUUUUUCGGGUAACAGACAUCCAAAUUUGCUCUUCUGGGGUCUGAUUUUUAAACUUGAAAUGUUUGUACUAUCAAGGAUUGCUGGACAUUCAAUCACAUUUGAACAAAUCUGUUUGCUAGCGUGCCAUAAAGUUCAGAGAUUUUUGUGCUUUUCAUUAGCCAAUUAAAAUCCUAAAUAAUUAAUUAAAGAAAAACUGUCUUUUUCUGAUACUUGGGUGAAAGGAUGUACUACAAUACUUUGGGUGUAAUCUCAGUGCUGCGUUAUUUUUUAAUUGAAUAUGAUAUAAUUUUCUGUGUUUUUUUUAAUAUGAAUCUGUUCAGAUUCCACAUAUUAUAGAGCAUAGUUUGUUAGUUUUCGGUUUAACAUGUCAGUAGAAGCCAGCUAGUAGAGAGGGCCUUCUCUUGAUUGAA